CCCAACAUGAGGCAGCCAAAACACCAACGGGUGCUAGUAGUUCCUCCUCAAUCACGACUUCUCUCCGCACCAUCAUCAACCAAACUGCCAAGACAGAGUCUUUCUCGUAUUCUAACCGCUAAAGCAAGCCACCUCAAAGUCCGGAUUCGCUUUGCCGGCCAAGCACACACGAACAUCACCACGAAUCAUUUGGCAGCUUACCUUACCUUAGCCAGGCCGGGUAAUAUGCUCCUGCCACUAGCUGUCGCCGCUAUUGUCUUGCUCGGGUCGUCCUUCUACGGAGCGCUUCGCUACAAGAGGUUCAAGCAAUAUGCCAUGUUUCCGCAGAUGCCGACGUCCCUUGUCUUGGGACACUUGAAGACAUUUGACCGCUUCAUUCGUACGGGCAAGCCAAACGGUCAUCCAGACCUCGCGUUUGCUGCUAUGAACGAGGCCCUUGGCCGGCCGCCUCUUAUGUUUGUUGAUCUUCGGCCGUUCGGGCCGCCCAUGGUUGUCGUCCGCAGCCACCAGGUCGCCGAGCAGAUAUCCAAAGCUUCCAAGUCCUUUCCUUACAGCCUUCCAAAGAUGGAACAGGUGUACAGUCAUAUGGUCCAUGUGACUGGUCCAACUUCAAUCCUUGGCGCGGACGGCGAAGACUGGAAGGUACUCCGUAGACGUUACAACCCUGGGUUUGCACCGCAGCACCUGAUCACAUUCCUGCCGCGUAUUGUGGAAAAGGCGCUUGUUUUCGUCGACCGCCUCGAGCAGUUCGCACAGGACGACGAGAUUUUCUCACUGGUCUUCCAUUGUGGAAAUCUGACUCUGGAUGUUAUCAGCAGCGUCGUCAUGGACUUUGACUUUGGUGCCCAGGAUAAGGACCAUCCGGGCGAGUUUAUACGCACCUACCAUGAGCUAUUCGAGACCUAUGCCAGGGAACAGAUGGAUCUUCCAUGGUUCUUUACACCGCGCACUGAGUGGAAACGUCGCGGGCUUGCAAAGCGUAUAAAGAGAACGCUUAGAGAGAUCGUCCGUAAUGCAUUCGACAAGCGCCAGACUGACUCCAUCAAAUCCCGGAGCGUUCUCUCGUUGAGUUUGCAAGACAUCGACACGUUAACGCCACGGGCUGUCGAUGAAGCCUGCGACCAACUGAGCACCUUCUUGUUUGCAGGGCACGAUACCACUAGUAUCCUGCUUUCGUGGGUGUUCUACGAGUUGUCUCGUACACCACACGCUCUGAAGGCUCUCCGGGAGGAAUCGGACAGCAUAUUCGGCCCGGGUGAGUGCAUCGUAUUGACAUCAUAUAAGAUGGAAGUAGGUUGACUAAACACUUAGAUCCAAAUCCAUCCGCCGUCCGCGAUAAACUGCUCUCAGACGGCGGUAAAGACCUGUUGCAACGGAUGACCUACACCACAGCCGUAAUCAAGGAAGCUCUCCGUUUAUGGCCUCCAGCCGGCACCGC
Canariomyces notabilis is the source of this 1438-nucleotide messenger RNA. Its product is annotated as cytochrome P450. NCBI's taxonomy places the organism in Eukaryota, Fungi, Ascomycota, Sordariomycetes, Sordariales, Chaetomiaceae. The transcript has 3 exons. The coding region runs from base 226 to 1299 and encodes 357 amino acids. Gene Ontology annotation, molecular function: monooxygenase activity; heme binding; oxidoreductase activity, acting on paired donors, with incorporation or reduction of molecular oxygen. The record is from RefSeq and is a predicted model, not a curated record.